Molecule: messenger RNA, 1064 nt
Organism: Odontomachus brunneus
Lineage: Eukaryota; Metazoa; Arthropoda; Insecta; Hymenoptera; Formicidae
Product: PEST proteolytic signal-containing nuclear protein-like
Exons: 3
Coding region: 127-603 (158 amino acids)
Biological process (GO): protein ubiquitination; proteasome-mediated ubiquitin-dependent protein catabolic process
Cellular component (GO): nucleus
Source: RefSeq, a predicted model, not a curated record
ACCAAUUCAGGGCACGACAUUUCGGUUGGCGACAGUGACGAACGAGAGCAUCGGAGCUUCAGUAACGAUUUUUAGGUUACUUCGAAUCAACGUACUCCGUCAGCGCGUCCGCAAGAUACCGAUAAAAUGUCCAGGCGGAAUCCCGGGGACGAUUACAGAAAAGGGUCAAGUGUCUACAGAGCGGAGGACACGAGAGAGGAUGACAAAGGUAGAGACCGCUCGCCUCUCAGGCCCGAGGAGCGCUGCGAAUCGGUCAGCUAUAAUCAGCCGGACGCGAAGAAGCAGAAGUUGGCGUUUGGCUUUGGGAAAAAGGCUGGCAAUGAGCAGAAAAAGGGGAUACAGAUCAAGUUAGGCUCAACUUCCAAACCAGUCGCGAAGACAACGACAGCACAGAAACCGACGGUAGCCUCAGUGUUCAACGACGAAGACGACGAACCAGAAGAAAUGCCGGCGGAAGCGAGGAUGAGGAUGCGAAAUAUCGGUCGCGAAACACCAACAUCGGCCGGACCGAAUUCAUUCGGCAAAACGAAGCAAGGAUUCUGCGACUCGAAAAAGAUCUUCGAGAAGACAUUGAAGAAAGCCAUGGAGGAGGCGAAUAAAUGAUUCUCUAAUGUACAAUAUAUAUAUAUACUUGGGAAUUACUUGUCACAUGUACAUUAAUUUUAUAUAAUUCAUUCUAAUUAUUAGAAAGUUCUUGCUGAUUGGACGCGAAUAUUUUUAUGGAGUGUAAGUACUUUAUCGGCGAAGUUCAGAUUUCACUGAAAUCUUGUUCUAUUCUCGUAAUGGAGCCUUAAGAGAAGUUGCGAAUUUGGAAAGAUAUUAGCAAAUAUUUAGAUCGCGUACUUUAUCUUUGUGCAAGUCAUGUUCAAUAAAUGUAUACAUGAUGCAGACACGUUCCUCUGAACGAUCUUUUUUUCUUCUCUUUCGACACAGUGGCUGCGCACUACUGCAAUCUCAACUGUUUAUCUCUUUAAGUGAUAAAAGCAAUAACACGCAACAAAGCAAAUACACAUUGUGCUCUGUAAUUUAUAUUAUAAUCCAAAUAAAAGGUAGUCAAUGUAUUA